CGCGGAGGCCUGGGGCUGGGAUGUGAAGCUGGGGUGAGCUCCGCGGCGGCAGCUCCGAGCCGCGGCGACAGAGGCGAGGGCGGGUGGGCAAGGCCAGCAGGCGCCGUCGGCUGCCGGCCGUGUUGGCCGCGGGAUGAGGAAGCGGACCGAGCCCGUCGCUUUGGAGCAUGAGCGCUGCGCCGCCUCGGGCUCGUCCUCCUCCGGCUCGGCCGCCGCGGCGCUGGACGCCGACUGCCGCCUGAAGCAGAAUCUGCGCCUGGCGGGCAAGGGACCGGCGGAGCCGCGCUGCGCCGCCGACGCGGGCAUGAAGCGGGCGCUGGGCAGGCGAAAGGGCCUGUGGUUCCGACUGAGGAAGAUACUUCUUUUUGUUUUGGGGUUGUACAUUGCCAUUCCAUUUCUCAUCAAACUAUGUCCUGGGAUACAGGCCAAACUGAUUUUCUUGAAUUUUGUGAGGGUUCCCUAUUUCAUCGACUUGAAAAAACCGCAGGAUCAAGGUUUGAAUCACACCUGUAACUACUACCUCCAGCCAGAGGAAGACGUAACCAUUGGAGUCUGGCAUACAGUCCCCACUGUCUGGUGGAAGAAUGCCCAAGGGAAGGACCAGAUGUGGUACGAGGAUGCCUUGGCUUCCAGCCACCCUAUCAUCCUGUACCUGCAUGGGAACGCAGGCACCAGAGGAGGCGACCACCGGGUGGAGCUUUACAAGGUGCUGAGCGCCCUUGGUUACCAUGUGGUCACCUUUGACUAUAGAGGUUGGGGCGACUCAAUAGGAACACCAUCAGAGCGGGGCAUGACAUAUGAUGCACUCCAUGUUUUUGAUUGGAUCAAAGCAAGAAGUGGAGACAAUCCUGUAUAUAUUUGGGGCCAUUCCCUCGGCACUGGAGUAGCAACAAAUCUGGUGCGGCGCCUCUGUGAGAGAGAGACACCUCCAGAUGCCCUUAUAUUAGAAUCACCAUUCACUAAUAUCCGUGAAGAAGCUAAGAGUCAUCCAUUCUCAGUGAUAUAUAGGUACUUCCCUGGGUUUGACUGGUUCUUCCUGGACCCCAUUACAAGCAGUGGAAUUAAAUUUGCAAAUGAUGAAAAUGUGAAGCACAUCUCCUGCUCCCUGCUCAUCCUGCACGCUGAGGACGACCCUGUUGUGCCCUUUCAGCUCGGCAGAAAGCUCUACAAUAUUGCUGCACCAUCUCGAAGCUUUCGAGACUUCAAAGUUCAGUUUAUCCCCUUUCACUCAGACCUUGGCUACAGGCACAAGUACAUCUACAAGAGCCCUGAGCUUCCACGGAUACUGAGGGAAUUCCUGGGGAAGUCGGAACCUGAGCGCCAGCACUGAGUCUUGCUGCCUGAAAGAGCAUGAAGACCUCUGCCCUUCAUCCCUCAUCUCUGGCCAGCCCAGCACCCCGGAGCCUGGAGGGGGCCACUGCAAUGCCCCUGGAGAGUGGCCUGGAUACCAGUCAGGGCAGAUGGAGGAGGCCCCAGCAGACCUGUGGCACCACAGUGCCUGGGAGCAUGGAUCUUUGUGGAAAACUUGGGUGUCGGACGUAUGGCCCUCUCUCCCUUUUGCUGCCAUUCAACCUGAGCUCUUGUUGGGAAGACUUAGUAACAGAUCAGGCUGGCCACGAGCUGGUCAAUCCUGUACUUCCUGAACUGAGCAUGGAGCGCCCAGAGCAGGAGGCCUUGGGUCUCAGGACAACGUGAGCUUUCUGGCACAACCUGUGAGAAUGUGGGAAGAUCUGGUUUCUUUCUGUCUCUUCCUGACACCCACAGAAUGGACUCUAGUGGUUUGAUCGUCCUCCUCCCACCUGAAGCACCUGCUUACCCUUCCUGGCCAUCCUGCCUCCCUGCACAGCCCUGCUUGCUCACAGCAGGGAGACGCCCAGAGUCUGCACUUCCUCUGCAUCUCACCCAUCUGCCUAACCUGGCCUUAGACUGAGCAUUUAUUUAAGAAUAAAAUCCUGGUGGUGGUCUGUGUUGUUUACUCAGUCA
Molecule: messenger RNA, 1983 nt
Organism: Talpa occidentalis (Iberian mole)
Lineage: Eukaryota; Metazoa; Chordata; Mammalia; Eulipotyphla; Talpidae
Gene: ABHD12
Product: abhydrolase domain containing 12, lysophospholipase
Exons: 13
Coding region: 134-1330 (398 amino acids)
Biological process (GO): monoacylglycerol catabolic process; phosphatidylserine catabolic process
Cellular component (GO): endoplasmic reticulum membrane
Molecular function (GO): phosphatidylcholine lysophospholipase A1 activity; monoacylglycerol lipase activity
Source: RefSeq, a predicted model, not a curated record